This is a messenger RNA of Homo sapiens (human), 3494 nucleotides long. It is a transcript of the gene MSRA, whose product is annotated as methionine sulfoxide reductase A. NCBI's taxonomy places the organism in Eukaryota, Metazoa, Chordata, Mammalia, Primates, Hominidae. The transcript is spliced from 6 exons. Gene Ontology annotation, molecular function: peptide-methionine (S)-S-oxide reductase activity; L-methionine (S)-S-oxide reductase activity. The record is from RefSeq and is a predicted model, not a curated record. Gene Ontology annotation, cellular component: mitochondrial matrix; cytoplasm; membrane. Bases 226 to 831 code for a protein of 201 amino acids.
GUCCAGGGAAGGAACACGCCCCCGGUGACAGCCGGUACGGCCCCGGGUUUGGGCAACCUCGAUUACGGGCGGCCUCCAGCCCCGCCAGCAGCGCCCCGCGCCCGCCCGCCCGCGCCCCUGCCGCCCCCCGGUUCCGGCCGCGGACCCCACUCUCUGCCGUUCCGGCUGCGGCUCCGCUGCCGGUAGCGCCGUCCCCCGGGACCACCCUUCGGCUGGCGCCCUCCCAUGCUCUCGGCCACCCGGAGGGCUUGCCAGCUCCUCCUCCUCCACAGCCUCUUUCCCGUCCCGAGGAUGGGCAACUCGGCCUCGAACAUCGUCAGCCCCCAGGAGGCCUUGCCGGGCCGGAAGGAACAGACCCCUGUAGCGGCCAAACAUCAUGUCAAUGGCAACAGAACAGUCGAACCUUUCCCAGAGGGAACACAGAUGGCUGUAUUUGGAAUGGGAUGUUUCUGGGGAGCUGAAAGGAAAUUCUGGGUCUUGAAAGGAGUGUAUUCAACUCAAGUUGGUUUUGCAGGAGGCUAUACUUCAAAUCCUACUUAUAAAGAAGUCUGCUCAGAAAAAACUGGCCAUGCAGAAGUCGUCCGAGUGGUGUACCAGCCAGAACACAUGAGUUUUGAGGAACUGCUCAAGGUCUUCUGGGAGAAUCACGACCCGACCCAAGGUAUGCGCCAGGGGAACGACCAUGGCACUCAGUACCGCUCGGCCAUCUACCCGACCUCUGCCAAGCAAAUGGAGGCAGCCCUGAGCUCCAAAGAGAACUACCAAAAGAAGAACCGAAGAGGCCAGAGUCCUCCGAAGACGCCUGCUUGGAAGUUGAGAUGCUGUUGCUGAAACUGCUAGAAUGCCAGGCAUGCUAUCACCUGCAGCUUUGAGACGUCACGCUGACAGUAUCACAGGAAAACAGCCUUUUGUGGGCCGUCCUCUGUGUGUUCACACCGUGUCGUUUUUAAGCUUUAAAGGAAACUGACAAAAGCUUCUUUUCUCUCUGUCUUGAGCUUCACUGCGUAUUCUUAACCAUGUGGAGCUGGGAGCUAACGCAUCACAGCCAACUGUAUCUGGAGUGCAUUUGCUCAUAUAGCCCUUAUUUUAUUUUUUAGUCUUAUUUUUAGUUUCCUUUGAAUAUAAUAAUAAAAAAAAAAAACCCAAUCAUUGAAUUCUUAGCUUCAGCCAAUAUAGUGUGAGGUUAGACAUAUUGCAGCCCAAGGGAGAAUUUCUGCUUGCAAGCUGGUCAGCCUGUUUGCAGCUGACAGAUGUAACCUGCCCUAGGGCAAGAGAAAGUCUCAAGGGAGCUUUUAAUUUCUUAAUAUUGAAAUGAGCACAACCUUUAUUGUCUUAAUCAGUGAAUAAAAAAAAUAAAGUUGCUAAGUCUCAUUUUUUAAACAUGGCGUAAGAGGAUUUUAAGAAAUUACAAUUGCUUUUUAAGCUGCUGUUGAAAGUUAAUUUUCUCUGUGUUCAGGAAGAUUCUGCCAGCAGCUCCUAGCUAGGUAGUCAUAUUCCAGUUAAGCAAAACUUUCCCAGGGGUGGCGAACAGCCCUGUUCUGUGGACACCGCCCCUGGGAAGGGAAAGGGUGUGUGUCGUCCACAGAGUGGUUUUACUUUGUCCUUGAACUUGGUUUUUAUCACGUUUCAUAAACUCAGAAUACAGGAGUACUCAUUUAAAAUUACAGCAGAAAUCUUCUGAUGCAAACUGCAUUCUUUUAGAAUAUAUGAUACUUUAGGCAAGGGCCGUAUUAACAUUUUUUUCGCCAUUCAUAAAGAAGGGAUUGAUGAAUGAUAGUGAAUAGCCCCUAUACAGUCAUAAGGAAAAUGUUUCCGUUUUUAGUCUGAACAAAUAAUUGUAUAUGAAAAAAUCUGAUGUAUUGCAGCUAGUCGUUCUUAAGUGUUUCUUAAUUUAAUCCAAAUUUGAACCACGUUUCUUUAAAUUAAAAGUUCCUCAAUUACAAGGGCCACAGGCUUGUCAAUUCUGGUUCCCUGGUACUUUGUGUAAUGCCCGAAUAGGGACACAGUAAAUGUGUGCUGAACCAACUGAAAAAGUUGCUUUCAGAGCUACAUGGGAAUGAAUGUGGACCUGCAGAGAUAUUACAUGUGAUAUAAACUAUCGAACAUGAUGUUCCAGGUAUAGAACGAAGAUGCUCAACGGGAGCAUACCAGAAUCAUGGGACAGGGGUUACGCGUUUGAAGCCAAAGCAUAACUUUGGAAUAUUUAGAGAACCCUCAAAAUUCAACAAUACAAGCAAAUCACCUGAUUAAAAAAUGGACACGAGAUUAGAACAGACACUUCACCAAAGAAGUCCCUUCACCUACAGGAUGCCUUCGUAUACAGAAGGCAAAUAGGAACGUUAAAAGGUGCCCAGCAUCAUUAGUCAUUGGAGAAAUGCAGAUGACAGCCACGUUGUGAUGCUACUCUACAGCAGUUAGAAUGAGCAAAUCAAAGAAUCGUGACAAUACCAAGUCCUGGGAAUGACACAGAGCAAUGGGAACUCUCAUGCAUUGCAGGGGACUGAGGUGGGGAGCACAAAGUGGCAUGAUCAGUUUGGAAAACCAUUGGAAAUUUCCCAUCAUUUAAUAUACUUCCACCUACUGUGAGCCAGCAAUCCCAGUCCUAGAUUUUUACCUACGAGAAAUAAGACGACACAAAAACCCAUUCCCAAAUGUUUACAGCAGCUUUGUUCAUAAUAGCCAGAAACAGGAAACAACCUAAGUGGCCUUCAGUUGGGAAAUGGAAACACCACACUGAGGAAUGCGUAUGCCCAGGAAGGCCCUGAUCUCGCCUGUGGCUGCCAUGAGGCCCUGCACAAGGGAAGAGAAGAAGAGAAGGCCGAGUGGAGAACCGUGGGGUCCCUGAAGCUUCCUGUGCUCUAGCGCACACACAGCCCUCAGCAAAGGUAGGAGUCUGGUGCUUCCAGGCCUGUAAGGAAUUCGGUGCCUAACCAUUCGGUGAUAAUUAGCUAACCACACUGAGACUUCAAUGGCCACACCUGAAAGAGAAGACAGACUUUACAGAAUUAGUCCAAGAAAGUCACUGAACAAAGGAACAGCAGCAGCAGAAGCAACACCACACUGUGGGGCAGGACAUCGGAUUUCCAGAGUUGCCACAUUAUUUUUUAAAUUGUCUGAUUUUCAAGAAAAAAAUAUGUAACAAAGAAACAUGACGGUAUCCGUUACUAAACAAAGACUUUAAAUCUGCUGUUAUAAAGGUGCACCAAGAACUAAAGGAAACUGAAAAAAUUAAAAGAAAAUGUUAGAGUAAUGCCUCAACAAAUAAAGAAUAUCAGUAAGGAGAGAGAUAUUAAAAAAAAAAAAAAAGAACUAAGUAGAAAUUCAAAGAUACAAUAACUUUUUAAAAAAUCGCCAGAAGGGCUGAGUUGGCGGAAGAAAGAAUGAAACUGGAAGAUAAGUCAAUUGAUAUUAUCCAGUCUGAGGAACAGAAUUUAAAAUGGGGGAAAAACGGUGAUGGUUACAUAACCUUGAAAAUAUUUUGAAAACCACUGAAU